GAAAACAAACAAAGCCAGGCGAAACAAAACGCGUCCGCGUGGUCACGUCCUUCUCUUCUUCUUCUCCCCUUUGCCUCCUGUUCCAGCUCGCAGCAGCAUCCGGCGCCACUAAUUAAUCGCAGCUGUACGCAGCAGUAGCACCACCCGCCCGCUCCGUGCAGCUUACAAGCACCAGCGAGGAGAGUCGAGGCGCGCACGUGGGUGGGUCUGCGCGCGCCGUCCGCCUCCUCCACCAGGCCGCCGUCGCGGUCGUCGUCGUCCUAGAUCCAACAGCCUACGUCCCUGCUCGGACGCGUGCGCCGAGCGGAGGGACGAGCGAUGGCCGCCGGCCGUGGGCUCCCGCUCCUCCUCGUCAUCGCCGCCCUCCUGGUCGGGCUCGCCUCCGCUUCCCCCUUCAUCUCCGACGGCGUGUUCCAGGCGAGCGCCGGAUCUACCACGGGGAGGACCUUGCUGCAGGCCAAGAGGGAUUGUCCUGUGAACUUCGAGUUCCAAAACUACACCGUCAUCACAAGCAGGUGCAAAGGGCCGAAAUAUCCUCCUAAAGACUGCUGUGAUUCUUUCAAGGAAUUUGCAUGCCCGUUUAAUAACUACAUCAAUGAUGAAAGCAAUGACUGUGCAUCCACAAUGUUCAGCUACAUCAACCUCUAUGGCAAGUACCCACCAGGCCUGUUUGCCCACGAGUGCCGAGAAGGCAAGUUAGGUCUUUCUUGCGAAGGUGUCCCCCAGAAAGACGUUGUUAAAAGUGGUGUCCAAAGGGCUCGAAGCAGCUCGCUUGCUUUGAUUACUCUCAUGUGUGGACUAGUAGCAUUGUUCUUCCAGUAGGUGGUUGUGGUGGUGGUGAUACCUUUAUUUCUUCCAUGUUUUUCAAAUGAUGUUGAGCCUGAAUCCGCUGCUGCUCCUUAAGGCGCUCUUGAAAUUUUCCUUCUUGCAAUAUCUUGUAAUUUGAAGCUAUGUCAGAUUACAUAUUCUUUGGAAUCUCACCUGGUUGCCAACUUAGAAUUCACUGAUUGUCGCUGUAUCAUACCUCUCACACUGUAUUAUGUCUCACUCGUGUAUAAUGAUGAUAACUUUUUUUUUGGU
Triticum dicoccoides is the source of this 1080-nucleotide messenger RNA. Its product is annotated as GPI-anchored protein LLG1-like. Bases 319 to 822 code for a protein of 167 amino acids. The transcript is spliced from 3 exons. The record is from RefSeq and is a predicted model, not a curated record. Lineage: Eukaryota; Viridiplantae; Streptophyta; Magnoliopsida; Poales; Poaceae.